AUGAGAAUGGUGUCGAGCGUGUCAAUCUUGGGCGCCGGGCCGGCGGGAUUCGCCCUGGCGGCGGACCUCCAGAACCACGGGACCAACACGCUGUUGUAUUCUCACCGGACUCACCUCCGGCACGCCAAGGCCGUCAUGGAGACGGGCCGUCUCCAGCUGAGCUGCAAGAUGGAGGGCUUCACGAACCUGAAGCUCACGACCGACAUAGCUGAGGCCGUGGCCUUCUCCAAGAUUCUCAUCUUGACCGUGCCGUCCACCGGCCAGCUGACGCUCCUGAACGAGCUGAGACACUACGACCUGCGGUUCCACACCAUCAUCGCCAUCCCGGGCAACCUGUUCUCGUUACUCAAGGAGAUCGACAUCGAGGCGGAGAACAUCCUGGAGACCAACCUCUCGCCGUACUCGUGCCGCAUGGAGGGCGACAACCUCGUCGUCUUCGGCCGCAAGAGCGUCAUCCACAUCGCCGCUCAGCACACUACCGCCGUUCGGCCGGGCUUCCGCGAGGAGAUCCAGAGCAUCUUCCCCUCGAAGCUCCGGUGGUGCGACAACGUCAUCGAGGUCUGCCUGGCCAACGUCAACGGCGUCUUCCACCCACUGAUGAUGCUGAUGAACGCCGGCCGCAUCGAGGACACGGCAGGCGACUUCAUGCUGUACCGCGACGGCCUGACGAGGUCCGUCGCCAACGCCAUGCUGGCCGUCGACCGCGUGCGCAUGGAGGUCUGCACCAUGUUCGGCCUGCGCGCCGUGAGCGCCAUCGACCUAUCCAACGAGUGCUACGACCAGGCCUUCACCGACCUGGUCGACCUGGCGCGCAACUCGCCGCCGCACAACAAGCUGCGAGCCCCGACCGGCUUCGAGAACCGAAACAUAUCGGAGGACGUCCCUGAUCUGCUGGUGUCCUGGCAAGGCCUGGCCGAGAUGGUCGGCGUUGACGCCUCGCCCAUCGCCGCCGUCAUCAUCCUCGCCGAGAUGGCCACGGGGCUCAAUCUCAGGGAAACGGGGAGGGGCCUCGACAAGCUACGUCUUGAGGGUCUUGGGCCGGGCGAGUUGACAAGCGCGUUCAACCCUUACAUGACACCACCACAAACAGAAGCUCGGCUAUGA
Colletotrichum graminicola M1.001 is the source of this 1104-nucleotide messenger RNA. RefSeq names its product NAD/NADP octopine/nopaline dehydrogenase. Bases 1 to 1104 code for a protein of 367 amino acids. NCBI's taxonomy places the organism in Eukaryota, Fungi, Ascomycota, Sordariomycetes, Glomerellales, Glomerellaceae. Gene Ontology annotation, molecular function: oxidoreductase activity, acting on the CH-OH group of donors, NAD or NADP as acceptor; NAD binding. Gene Ontology annotation, biological process: glycerol-3-phosphate catabolic process. The record is from RefSeq and is a predicted model, not a curated record. The transcript has a single exon.